AUGAUUACUCCCAAAAUCUCGCUCUCUUUGGCGGAGAAACUGGACUUGGUGCCAGCUCUUGCGUCAAUUACUCUGACAGUUUUCUGGGCUCUCCUAACCUCCCUUUGGCGUUCUGCCGCAUAUCCCAAGACAUUGGUGCUUCAUAUUGGCUAUGCAGCAUUCCGCAAAGCCACGGCCCGCAUGACAGUGGCCCAAAUGCAGUAUGCCCUUCCUACCACGGACCAGAACUACGAACGUUACGUCCGGAAGCACAAGCUACCCUCCAAUACAGUAGACUUGGGUGACGGGGCUCUGGGACAUUGGAUCGGGGACCCGAAAGCGGACAAUAUCUUGAUUUGGUAUCACGGUAUAUUCAUCCCCUCCUUCCCCUUCCAUCGUCCCUUCCCUACAACCUCCCACUCACAAAACAAAUAUAGGAGGCGGCUUCGCCCUCCCCGCCAACAGAGGCUACUUUCAGUUCUUCUUGAACCUUAUAAUUCAUCUGCGGAACUAUCACAACAAAUCGCUCUCCAUCUUCACACUAACCUACACUCUCGCCCCGGGGGCACUUACCCAACGCAACUCCGCCAAGCGACCUCCGCCCUCCGCCAUAUCCUGACUACUCACUCCCCAUCACAAAUCCUCCUCGGCGGGGACUCCGCAGGCGGGAACCUAGUCGGUGGAGUCCUCUCCCACCUCGCUCAUCCGCACCCUCAGAUCGCCCCUAUUACUUGUGAAGAAUCCCUCCGCGGAGCCAUCAUGAUCGCUCCUUGGACUAGUCUAGCUUCGGACUACACCGACCAGGAGAUUGACUCGCGCGGGGAUCUGAUCACCCCCGCUGUUGCGGGGCCAUGGGCGCAGGCGUAUCUUGGGUCCGGGGAACGGGACCAUUAUACGGAUUUGUCGAGCGCACCGGCGGAGUGGUUUGAGUCUUUCCCCGUGGAGAAGGUGUUGGUUUGUGGUGGCGGGAGAGAGAUUCUGUUGCCGGUGAUUGAGGGAUUUGUGGGGAAGUUGAGGGAGGGAUUCAAGGGGGAGAUGGAAUUUUGUGUUGGAGAGGGAGAGGGACAUGUGGCGCCGAUUUAUAAUUUGUAUAUUGGCGAGAAAGAGGAGACGGGGCAGGGGAUGAGGGUGAGGGGGUGGUUGGGGGAGACUUUGUGA
Molecule: messenger RNA, 1137 nt
Organism: Aspergillus eucalypticola CBS 122712
Lineage: Eukaryota; Fungi; Ascomycota; Eurotiomycetes; Eurotiales; Aspergillaceae
Product: lipase/thioesterase family protein
Exons: 2
Coding region: 1-1137 (378 amino acids)
Molecular function (GO): hydrolase activity
Source: RefSeq, a predicted model, not a curated record